Molecule: messenger RNA, 1298 nt
Organism: Adelges cooleyi (spruce gall adelgid)
Lineage: Eukaryota; Metazoa; Arthropoda; Insecta; Hemiptera; Adelgidae
Exons: 2
Coding region: 107-1171 (354 amino acids)
Source: RefSeq, a predicted model, not a curated record
ACAGCUGGUUGGUCCAGGGCCAAGGGUUUUUACAGUGUUUGGCCAAAUGUAUCAUCAGUACAAUCACGUUAUUCCAGCUGAUGGUAGUGCAUCUCGCUAUUGUUAGAUGUAUUUCGUCGACUCGGAAACGGCAAACCGAGUGCGCGUUGAAUCGCGACAUCAGCAAAAGCCACUUUUGCCGAGUAUCAUUCAUGAUUUAGAUGCGUUGUUACGGAACAUAAAUCCAUAUGCUCAAGCUUUCCGUAACAUGAGAGAAGUGUGGCAAAAUGAGCGUAGAGAAGCCGCAGCUGACCCAUUACGACAACCUAGAGCUGUGACUAUGCAAUUUGUCACUGAUUCCACUAUGGAUUUACGACGAAACAACGCGCCGGCAGCAAAUGAAGUGGCAGUCGUCUUUGUUGGAGAUGAUGACCUACCGCCAGACAGAGUUAAUUUUGCAGUCUACGAUAGGGAUGACAAUCCUCGUGGGUACCUGUCGCGGACUCUGCCCAAUAACUCGAUGCACGCCGAUCCAAUGGUCUACCCAUUGUUUUUCCCCUACGGCGAAAGAGGCUGGAAUUAUAAUACAAGACAAAUAGGCCAACGGCAGAACGCCAUCCGCACGAGGAUAACCAUCAGAGAUUUUGCGUGUUACCGUUUGGCCGUUCGAUACAACGGAAACAACGACCAACGACACAAUAAGUUUAGUUUAAUUCAUGCAGGACGUUUUUUGUUGCAGCAAUAUGUGUGCGAUCAGUAUAUUCGGAUGGAAGCCAAUAACCUGAACUAUAUCCGUACGCAUCAGUCUGAUCUUUUUGCAGAAACCUAUCAAGGUUUGAUGGAUCACAUUAACCAGCAACACAAUUUGGACAAUGCUGACGUUGGCCAAAGAGUAAUUUUACGGUCUACCUUCACAGGGUGUCCUAGAUACAUGAAACAGUGCUAUCACGACGCCAUGACGGUAGUGCGUAAGUAUGGUAAGCCCGAUUUGUUCAUAACGUCUACCUGUAAUCCUAAUUGGCCAGAAAUCAAGGAUAAUCUCGCUAUUCGCCGCUCGGGAGGAGCUACGGACUUAGCGACGGAUUUAGUGUCAAGGGUAUUUAAUGCCAAAUUAAAGGCGCUCAUGAGUGACAUCACGGUAAAUAAAAUAUUUGGUAAUGUCGAUGCAUUUGUGUACACUGUUGAGUUUUAGAAACAAGGUUUACCUCAUGCCCAUAUAUUAGUUAUUCUGCAAGAAGAUUACAAAUUUCGGACAGCCGAAGACAUUGACCAAGUAGUUAGUGCUGUAAUACCUGACCCUGUGGUCGACACUUAUUUGU